UCUCUCUCUCUCCUGUAUUACGCCGGGCGACACAGAAGAAACCGCUGUAUUUUUUCUAAAACUCUUUCUCUCUCCUAACUCUACAUGCACAUUCUCCCUCUCUCUCUCUCUACUGCAACUGCAUUAUUAUUAUUUUUGAUUAAAUAAAACGAGCGCCCCAUCUUCUUUCUCCCUCCCCUCUCCUUUCUUUUUAAGUAGACGUCUCAGACGUUCCUUAAAGAGCUUCUGCUUCCCAUCUUCUUUUCUCUUCUCCUCGGACAACUGUUUACAUUCAAUAGAAUAGAUAGAUCUUUUGAUAAAUAACCUCGUGAUUAUCGUUUCCUACAAGUAUUUCAUAUAUUAGUCUUCUUCCCACAAAUGCAGUUCUCUGAAAGCUUAGUGUAACGCUUGAUCAGGGUCUACCGAAGAACAACAACAAACAAGAGAGAGAAAGCAAAAAAAGUGAACUAGAUGGCUCCGAUGACGAACUGGUUAACGUUUUCUUUGUCACCAAUGGAGAUGUUGAGGUCAUCUGAUCAGUCUCAGUUCGUGUCCUAUGACGCUUCUUCCGCCGCCUCAUCUCCUUACCUCCUCGAUAAUUUCUAUGGUUGGACGAAUCAAAAGCCUCAGGAAGAAGAAGAAGCUCAGAUAACAGCUUCUAUGGCGGAUUCAACAAUCCUAACAUCCUUCGUGGACUCACAGAAUCAUUCUCAGAACCAUAUCCCAAAGCUAGAAGAUUUUCUCGGUGACUUCCGUUACUCCGACAACAGCCAAACAGAGACACAAGACUCUUCUUCCCUCACUCAUAUCUACGAUCCACGUCACCACCAGAACCAAACCGGGUUUUACUCUGAUCAUAGCCACGAUUUCAAAGCCAUGACCGGUUUUCAAACCGCUUUUUCAACGAACUCCGGUUCUGAAGUCGACGACUCGGUUUCAAUGAGCCGGACUCAUCUCGCAGGAGAGUAUUUGGGACACGUGGUGGAGUCUUCUGGUCAGGAGCUUGGUUUUAUUCACGGUGGAGCUAACACAGGAGGAGCUUUGUCACUUGGGGUUAACACUAACAACACUAAUAAUCAGAUUUCUGAGUAUAACUACCGUGCUAAUAACAAUGGUGAGAGAAUCAUCAACAAUAACAACAGAGAGAAGACAGAUUCUGAGAAGGAGAAGCCUGUUGUGGCAGUGGAAAGAUCAGAUUCUUCUAACAAGAAGGUCGCUGAUACGUUUGGACAAAGGACUUCCAUUUACCGAGGAGUUACAAGACAUAGAUGGACGGGAAGGUAUGAAGCUCAUCUAUGGGAUAAUAGCUGUAGGCGAGAAGGUCAGGCCAGGAAAGGACGUCAAGUAUACUUGGGUGGAUAUGACAAAGAAGAUAAGGCAGCACGAGCUUACGAUCUAGCAGCUCUGAAGUACUGGAAUACUGCUGCUACCACCAAUUUUCCUAUUACGAACUACUCAAAAGAAUUAGAGGAAAUGAAGCACAUGACCAAACAAGAGUUCAUUGCUUCCCUUAGGAGGAAGAGUAGUGGAUUCUCUAGAGGAGCUUCCAUGUACCGAGGUGUAACAAGACAUCAUCAACAAGGACGUUGGCAAGCUAGGAUAGGCCGUGUUGCCGGCAACAAAGAUCUUUACCUCGGAACCUUUGCAACGGAAGAGGAAGCAGCUGAGGCAUACGACAUAGCAGCGAUCAAAUUCAGAGGAAUAAACGCUGUAACCAACUUUGAGAUGAACCGUUACGACGUUGAAGCCAUCAUGAAGAGUGCACUUCCUAUCGGUGGUGCAGCAAAACGUCUCAAGCUCUCUUUAGAAUCUGAGCAGAAACCUAUCAUCGGUCAUCAUCAACUCCACCAUUUUCAGCAACAACAUCAACAGCUUCAGUCCUCUCCCAAUGACAGUAGCAUUAACUUCGCUCUUUGUCCUAGCUCAGACGUUCAGCCUCAGAUGAUUCCAUGUGGAAUCCCUUUUGAAGCAGCUUCUCUUUACCAUCACCAACAGCAACAACAGCAACAGAACUUUUUCCAGCGUUUUCAGUCGAAUGCAGCUUCUGAUUCGACGGACUCUAAUAAUAACUCCAACGUUCAAAGCUCCAUGGGACUAAUGGCGCCAAAUGCAGCAGCUGAGUUCUUCCUCUGGCCUAAUCAGUCUUACUAGAAUCGACAUGUGAUUUGGAGUCUGUUUUUGUUUGGUUAAGUUCUUAAUAGUCUUUUAAGGGAUACAACUUCCUGAUUAUGGCUAACCUAUAAGCUGAUUAGAAGAAUAUGAAAAUCUCACUUGCGUCUAUUUU
This is a messenger RNA of Brassica napus (rape), 2263 nucleotides long. Its product is annotated as AP2-like ethylene-responsive transcription factor AIL6. NCBI's taxonomy places the organism in Eukaryota, Viridiplantae, Streptophyta, Magnoliopsida, Brassicales, Brassicaceae. The record is from RefSeq and is a predicted model, not a curated record. Gene Ontology annotation, molecular function: DNA binding; DNA-binding transcription factor activity. Gene Ontology annotation, biological process: regulation of DNA-templated transcription. Bases 451 to 2130 code for a protein of 559 amino acids. The transcript is spliced from 9 exons.